AAAUUUCUCUGUUAAUCCUUCCUUCUAAAAUCUUGACAGUUUACAAGUCCAAUUAUUAUUUAUUUUCAUAAUUAGAAAUGCACCAGAUAUCCUCAGAAUACCUAAUUACUAAUGUUCAAUAAUUGUGAAAUCCAUGCAAAUCGUUUAAAACCCCCAAUUUAUGGUUAUUGAGAUCUGCCAUCAGUUAUAUAUAUCCUAUCCUAGCAAGGUGUCAGAGAAAGUGCUUUUACCCUGAAGGCUACGUAGUAUUUGAACACUUAAAAAAAUAAGAAGAUCAGGAUGGCGGUGAAGCAGAUGCUGGUCGAGCAUUCGGACAGCGCGACCACGGACGCGAGGCUUCAGCUGCUGCUGCGACAGCACGAGAUCGCCAGCAGGAACGGUCAUCGUAGGGACGAGAUCUGCAUCAGCAUGGUCAUCGGCCUGGGUACGUGCACGGUGCCCACGGACCCCACCAAAUUCAAGAAGUUCAUCGCGGACCUGCACCAGGUGGAGGAUAUCCUAAGGCAGGAAUGCUCCAACUUUGACCUGUUGUACGCCACCUUGAGGGCGCUCUACAACGAGAUAUCCGACAGCAAUAAGAUUUUAUCACCCGCUAUGUCAAUAGUUCUGCGUUUGAUCCCUCUGGAGAUGAUUCCUGACGCAGUCAAAUGGAUCCUCAAUUCCGGCUACAAAUACGUAAGCCUAGAGAAGGCUCUACAUAAUUUAUGUCUGUGGCUCACCAAAUGGACUUACACUCCAAAUCUCAGUCCGUUGGUCGUCUUAUUCAUGGAGGCUUUAGAAGAGGAGCACCACGCGAAUAUCAUCCUGGACGUCACUCUGGCCACUAUCGAGCCACUGUUCAAACUGUUAAUCAUGGAGGACUUCAGAAAAACCGUCGGUCCUGUGGUAUUCUACAUGUUGAACAGGGUACAAAACAGCCCGGAGGUGUACGAAAAAAUUUUUCCGCACCUGAUGAACACGGCCACAUUCCUGGAAAGGGAAAAUUCAGACGACAGUAUCUUAUACCUUCAGAAACUGGUCCAUUUGUACUCGAAACUUAAACAAAUCUAUCCGGAUUAUCAGAUGGCUUACGACCACUUGGAAUCGGUGCUCGACGUCUGCAUGUGCAGCAAGGCGAGCAGGGACAUGCUCAGCUCUGACAAACCUUGGGUUUGCGAACUGACAGAGGUCAACCCUCAAGACGUUAAGGUCGGAUUGAACAACUUGGGAAACACCUGCUAUAUGAACAGCGUCCUCCAGGCCCUGUACAUGACCAAAUUCUUCAGGAACAACGUCCUGAUGUUCGACCAUACGGAGAUGCCCCUGUUAAACAGCGUCCAGGAUCUGUUCGUGUUGUUGCAGUGUUCGAAGAAAUUCACGCUCUCGCCCACCAAUAUCCUUCACUUGGCCAGACCGGCGGGCUUCAACGUGGGUUUUCAACACGACAGUUCCGAGUUUCUUCUGCACCUGUUGGAUAUCAUGCAUGAGCAGGAGGUUUCGCAGUUGAAGGGAAAGAAGGAUGCUCCUACGACUUCUGAUGAAUCGAACACGUUGCCGAAUACAAUCGUGCAGCAGUCCUUCGGCGGUAGGUCUAUGACCGUCUUCACGUGUGGAGAGUGCAGCUCGCACAGCGAGAAGAUCGACAAUUUCAGGGAACUACCCCUCUGUUUCCCUGACGAGGACGAGGAUAUGUACAAUGUGAAACAUUCCGUUUCAUCGCUACUGGACCUGUACUUACAACCGGAAAAAUUGUGCGGCCAGAACAAGUACGACUGUAACAAAUGCGGACUGAACGACGGCGAGAAGGUGACGCGUGUUAUACAGGCACCACGAAGACUAAUCAUGACCCUGAAACACUUCAAGUACGAUUCCAAGUUGCACAAGAGGACAAAACUUCUACACAGAGUGAAAUUGGAGGAAUAUAUUCAACUUAAUGGUGUCGGUUAUGAACUUUACGCCGCCGUUGUACAUCACGGAUCAAACGCCGAUCACGGACACUAUUACGCCCUUGCCAAAGAAAACGAACAAUGGUACAAAUUCAACGACACAAUAGUGAAGAAACUGACCCUGGCCGAAAUCUAUGAACUUAAACCUCCGGAAACACCUUACAUAUUGUUCUACAGGAAUCAACAAUCCGAAGAACCAGAAAACCUCAAAAAAUCCGGUCUGCCCCUGCGAUUGCAAGACGUGGUUCAGAGAGAUUUGACCGAGAAGGAGGAAGACGAAAAAUCGAAGAAACCCUAUGUAACCAUAUAUCAAACUAGGCAAAACAGGAAUAAUGACGACUCGAUGCCGCCUCCAGGAUGCGGCGGCGGUCUGUCGGACGCGCCGUCGAACAUGUACGUCUUCUGAGGUGGGAUAGUAACGCAAUAUUGUAAUAUUUGUAAAUGUUUUAUUGUAAUAUAAAGGUAGGCACACAUAAGGGCGAGUUAGGGAUCUUUGGCGCCCUCUCUCGGUUGUUUUAUGUUCACCAUGGAUGUAUCUGACGGCGCCAGGUGGCUUGAGUUGAAAUUUCGGACUGUUUUUUUUAUCGGAAUGUAAAAUUUGCGUUAAUUUUCGUUUUGAAAUUUUCGUUCGUUUGAUCGGAGUGAUGAUGAAAUUUCGAUUUUUAGGAUUUAAAAUGUACAUAGCGAAUGAUUCUAUUUAAUUUAUUUGUUGUUAAUUUAUAGGGUGAGAUUCGAUGGCAACACGAAGAGGUUAACGAGUGAUUAAUUUGUCUGAUCCAUAUCUCAGAUGAAUUGAAUAUUCGUCGAUCUCUCGUGGAUAAUGUUGGGACCUUUGUUUAAAGUUGUUUAACGUACUAAUAGAAGAGUUAUCUUUAUUUUCAUGUUUUUAGUCGUACUAAUUGAUAUCAUUCGAACCCAGUGAAAGGGGUCCCAACAGUAUCGAUGUUCCUGGAAUAACACCUAUUGCAGUUUAUCCAAAGUCGCUUGAAUAACACGAAGAAGUGUUAAUGCAUCAGUUUCUUCGAUGUAUUGGCUUUUUCAUACAUCACCCAAGUGACUUUGGAAAGACUAAAUGACAAUGUAUCGAAUCUUCCUAAUUGUGAUUCCCUUGCCACCUGGUGACCCUCACUUGUUCAACAUUUUACAUAUUAUAAUAAACAUUUGAGGUUAAAUCGAUCGAUUUUUGAACUAAUCUGUGAAAGUGAUAGAAAAAUGUUUUCUAUGAACCCUGUUAUAUACAUAUAACCUUUUAAAAAUAUUUAUUGUCGUGAAUUAUUCGAUUUCACUUAUACAAAUUAUUUCGUCAUUAAUGGCUGUUUCUUUUCCUAUUUUUUUCAUUCCAUGUUAUUUUGUUGAAUUUUGAAGUUUAUAAUGAAGCGAAAUUGGACUUCGUUUUUUCGAUCAAUAUAUUUUGGCCAUUGAAAA
Molecule: messenger RNA, 3350 nt
Organism: Coccinella septempunctata (seven-spotted ladybird)
Lineage: Eukaryota; Metazoa; Arthropoda; Insecta; Coleoptera; Coccinellidae
Gene: DUBAI
Product: ubiquitin carboxyl-terminal hydrolase 35
Exons: 8
Coding region: 280-2331 (683 amino acids)
Biological process (GO): protein deubiquitination
Cellular component (GO): nucleus; cytosol
Molecular function (GO): cysteine-type endopeptidase activity; cysteine-type deubiquitinase activity
Source: RefSeq, a predicted model, not a curated record